This is a messenger RNA of Cladophialophora yegresii CBS 114405, 2478 nucleotides long. RefSeq names its product CAMKK/CAMKK-META protein kinase. NCBI's taxonomy places the organism in Eukaryota, Fungi, Ascomycota, Eurotiomycetes, Chaetothyriales, Herpotrichiellaceae. The transcript is spliced from 6 exons. The record is from RefSeq and is a predicted model, not a curated record. Gene Ontology annotation, molecular function: ATP binding; protein serine/threonine kinase activity. Gene Ontology annotation, cellular component: cytoplasm. Gene Ontology annotation, biological process: intracellular signal transduction; protein phosphorylation. The coding region runs from base 1 to 2478 and encodes 825 amino acids.
AUGGAUAUCGUUGCGUCGCCUACGUCCACGUCGGCGGAGGAAGGUGUCCCCCUUCCCAUGAGCAACACUCAGCCCCGCGAUUUGGUGCAGUCACAUGGAAAUCCCGGCGACGAAAGCACCAACGCUUCCACUCCCACCAAGCCCCCGAUAGUCAAACACUUGUCCAGUCCUGAAUAUAGUACGCCAUCGCGCCACCACCGUCGCACCCCCUCCUCUGCAAGGCAGGUCAAGGAAUCCCUCAAUGCACGAUCCGAAUAUGUCACCAGCAAGGAUGACGGAGUUGCGGAACAUCGUAUCAAUCAAUAUGUUAUCAAGCAAGAAAUAGGCCGUGGGUCGUUUGGGGCAGUCCAUUUGGCUAUCGAUCAGUAUGGCAAGGAAUAUGCCGUCAAAGAGUUCUCCAAAGCCCGACUCCGCAAGCGAGCCCAGUCACACAUCCUCAGGAAACCACUCUCUCAGCGACGCCGUGGAGCCCUGCAAGGUUUCAACUCUCCGCUACACCGCGGGUUUGGCAACGAUGGAGACUCCAAAUCAAGUCCAAUAAAUCUCAUCAAGGAAGAGAUCGCUAUCAUGAAGAAACUGAACCACCCGAAUCUGGUGUCGCUCAUUGAAGUGUUGGAUGAUCCGUCAGAAGACUCGCUGUAUAUGGUUUUGGAGAUGUGCAAGAAGGGCGUCGUUAUGAAGGUCGGCCUGGAUGAGAGAGCAGAUCCAUACCCGGACCAUGUGUGCAGGUACUGGUUUCGGGACCUGAUUCUUGGAAUCGAAUAUCUGCACGCCCAAGGCGUGGUACACCGUGAUAUCAAGCCCGACAACUGCCUGGUCACCGAGGACGAUGUGCUCAAGGUGGUCGAUUUUGGUGUUUCCGAAAUGUUCGCCAAAGAUUCGGAAAUGCUUACUGCCAAAUCUGCAGGGAGUCCAGCAUUUCUCCCGCCUGAACUUUGUGUUGCUCGCCAUGGCGAUGUCUCAGGGCGAGCAGCGGACAUCUGGUCGAUGGGUGUGACGUUGUACUGUUUGAAGUUUGGACGGAUUCCAUUCGAGAAGACCCAGAUUUUCGCGCUCUACGAGGCAAUAAAGACCGAAGAGCCCAACUUAGACGAAGAACCAAAUGAGGACUUUCGGGAUUUGAUGAGACGGAUACUCGAGAAAGACCCUCAGAAACGUAUCAAGAUGCGGGAGUUGAGGGAACACCCCUGGGUUACGAAAAAGGGCGAAGACACGCUACUCUCGGAAGAAGAAAACACCUCCGACCUUGUCGAACCCCCGACCGAAGCUGAGAUGAAUGCGGCGAUCACUGACAACAUGAGAAAUCUUAUGACGGUCGUGAAAGCCGUCAACAAAUUCAAGGCUUUGAUUGGGAAAGAUAAGUCCCGUGCAAUAACCUCCAUAUUGGGUGAGCAAGGAGGUGCACGUUUUUCUCAACCUCCCACAAGCAUGCCCACAGAAGGCACGCCGCUGCCUCUGAAAUCGCACAGCUUCAAUGUGUUUGGCCAGGAGCGCUCAGAAGAGUCACAGCAAAUAGAUAGGAUCUCCGAAGACGUGAACAAACUGAAAGUACGACCAAUACCUACUCUAAGCAUAGACGACACUACGAAGGCCGAAGAAUCGAACGGAGGCGGAUCAGGAAAGGUUCCCUUGAGCCACGCGAGUACUGCCGCAGAUGAAGCGAUGUCGAGGAUGGAGACCAUCGCAGAAAUUGAGCAGCUCGACCCGGACAAAUUACCGCCUUUCCGAUCACUUAAACCUCAUGCAUAUACCAUUGACGACACCGGCCACAAGGGCCAUGCCCACGACCCAUUAGAAGACAAGCUGUACCUCUUCAUAGGCCCAUCGACUUUUUCUGGCACCAGCAGUAUGACGGACGACGACAGCACAUUUAUUCCCAGUGGUGACGGCGUACCAAUUGUCAGCGAAAGCCCCGGCGCAGCGGAUGUGGACAUUUACGAAACCGCCUACCGAGACGAAAUUGAGAGGAUAAUGGCUCGGGCGAAAGAGGAGCAGAAGGAGCCGAAUGUCUAUCUGACAAGACGCGUAGAUGCGAGGUUGAUGGCUAUCAGUGGUUUGGCAGGCAAAUGGGCGGCUAAGGGCGAAGAAGCCAAAAACCAAAUCAAGGACUAUACUCAGUUUUCUACUCGAAAAGCACGGGUAACCGAGGUCAGCCGCGCACUUCGACAAGCAGCCAGAGAGGAGUACGAACGGAGAAGACAAGAACAUCGGGAGUGGAUUGCAGCCGAAAAGGCAGACCGCGCCAAAGCGAAAGAGGAGGAUACUUCCAGGCCAAUCUCCUCUGCAUCACCACCUCUGGGAGCUGGGAGCGAAGUAGAAGAGCCCGCGGGUGGUAGUCCACAAUCGCCCGGCAGGCACUCCACGAUGUGGAAAGGUAAGGCAGUAGAUGCGGGACGACAAGCCAGAACCUCCCUCAUGGGUUUCGUGGAUUUGGUGAAGAGCAAAAGCCGAACACGAUCAAAAGAUGAAGCGAACUGA